CAGUGACAAGCGUUUUUUGUAUACAAUCAACAAGAAGCCAGUAUGGCUGACACAAAGAACAAUCACCUGCCUCUUGAGGCCCGUCCAAUGAAGAAUACCAUAUGCCUCUUUGAUCUUGAUGGUACUUUGUUCCCAGAAAAACAGGUUGCCUCGCAAGAAAUGCACUCACUCCUCGGCCUGCUUCGCCAGAAAUGUGCUAUCGGCUACCAGCAGCAACUCAGCACUCCGUCAACCCCAGUGGUCACCCUCUUCGAUUUCUGCUUCCCCGAAAAUGGUGUCACGGCUUUUAGAAUGGGCACCCCUCUCCCAGGGACCACAUUCAUUGGGCAGGUGGGCGAGAUGAGGUAUAAAGAGCUAGUCAACUGGGUGCUGCGAUACAUCGCGGACCUGGAUAUUCCGAUCAAGCGAGGCACCUUUGUUGAGUUUCGGAAGGGUAACGUGAAUAUCUCACCCAUCGGGCAAGGGGCAAAUUAUGCAUUGGAGAGACAAUUCUCAAACCUGGGCUUGAGGUAUGCAAUGGGAGGUAAAACUUGUUUCGACGCCUUUCCCGUCGGCUGGGACAAGACGUAUUGUCUGAGGCAUGUAGAGGCCGAAGAGGAGAGAAGUGGAGUGGCUUACGAUGAAAUCCAUUUCUUUGGGGAUAAGAUUUACGAAGGGGGAAAUGAUUUCGAGCUCUACAUGGAUCAAAGAACAAUUGGGCAUGUAGUAAAUGGCCCCGAAGAUACAAUACGACAGGUAUAUAGUAGCAUCUACGAUACACCUGCAGGAACUUAA
This is a messenger RNA of Aspergillus ruber CBS 135680, 774 nucleotides long. Its product is annotated as phosphomannomutase. NCBI's taxonomy places the organism in Eukaryota, Fungi, Ascomycota, Eurotiomycetes, Eurotiales, Aspergillaceae. The record is from RefSeq and is a predicted model, not a curated record. The transcript is spliced from 5 exons. Gene Ontology annotation, molecular function: phosphomannomutase activity. The coding region runs from base 43 to 774 and encodes 243 amino acids. Gene Ontology annotation, biological process: GDP-mannose biosynthetic process.